Messenger RNA from Cucurbita moschata (crookneck pumpkin), 3538 nucleotides. RefSeq names its product rho GTPase-activating protein REN1-like. The transcript is spliced from 24 exons. Gene Ontology annotation, biological process: signal transduction. The coding region runs from base 349 to 2994 and encodes 881 amino acids. NCBI's taxonomy places the organism in Eukaryota, Viridiplantae, Streptophyta, Magnoliopsida, Cucurbitales, Cucurbitaceae. The record is from RefSeq and is a predicted model, not a curated record.
UAUUUCCCACCAACACGUUCGUAGCGCAGAGAAGGACCAGGAAUUGGGGAGACGUGUACAACUGCCGCCCCAUCCGGAGACUCCGCUCCGGAUGGCGCUUGCUUGACCUCCGGACUUCCGUUGAGGAACAUUUCUGGCUCAAUCCAUCACAAGAAGAGAGAGAAAGAAAAAACAGAAGAACGAGAAAGCCACAAGUCUCUGUUGCAUCUUACGCUUCUUGGAGGGAAAAAAAGAAACAAAAGUUAUUUCCCUCUCUCUUUUGCUCUUUUCAAAUUGACUACAAGAGUGAUUUUCGGUCGAUUGAUUUGAUUGAUGAUUGAUAUGGUGCUCUGAUUUGGAGAUACGACGAUGGCUAACCGAAACGCCGAACAGUCUCAGGGAGAAUGCGGCAGUCCUCCGUCUUCGCCACCUCCCCCUCCGGACGAUCCUUCUGCUGGUUCUCGUGUUGGCAACACGGUUUUCAAGAGUGGACCACUUUUCUUAUCAUCUAAAGGAAUUGGAUGGACCUCCUGGAAAAAGAGAUGGUUUAUUCUUACACGUACUUCACUAGUUUUCUUUCGAAGUGAUCCAAAUGCUGCUCCUCAGAAAGGGGGGGAGGUGAAUUUGACUCUCGGUGGCAUUGAUCUCAACAAUUCAGGCAGUGUUGUUGUGAAAAGUGAAAAAAAACUCUUGACUGUGCUCUUUCCUGAUGGUCGAGAAGGACGGGCAUUCACACUGAAGGCGGAAACAUUGGAGGAUCUCUAUGAAUGGAAGGCCGCACUGGAAACUGCUUUGUCUCAAGCACCUAGUAGUGUCCAUGCUAAUGGUAUCUUCAAGAAUGAUAAGAUCGAAUCAAAUGAUGGGUCUUCAGAGACGUUGAAGGAUGGAUCACAGCUCGGAAGACCAAAAGUCCUUGGUAGGCCAGUUUUGCUUGCUUUGGAAGAUGUUGAUGGAACUCCCUCCUUUCUGGAGAAAGCCCUUAGGUUUAUAGAGGACCACGGAGUCAAAGUUGAAGGCAUUUUGCGACAAGCUGCAGAUGUUGAUGAUGUUGAACGUCGUGUGCGGGACUAUGAACAGGGAAAGAUCGAGUUUUCUCCAGAAGAAGAUGCACAUGUAGUGGCUGACUGCGUGAAGUAUGUCAUCCGGGAGUUACCAUCAUCUCCAGUUCCGGCAUCUUGCUGUAACGCAUUACUAGAAGCAAGCAAAACUGAUCGAGGUAACAGAGUGAAUGCUAUGCGAUCUGCAAUAUAUGAAACCUUUCCAGAACCAAAUCGCCGUUUACUGCAGAGAAUUCUUAUGAUGAUGCAAACUGUAGCGUCUCGUAAAGCUGAGAAUCGAAUGAGCUCUUCAGCUGUGGCAGCGUGCAUGGCCCCCUUACUCCUUCGUCCACUUUUAUCCGGUGAUUGUGAGAUUGAAACUGAUUUUGACGUGGGGGGUGAUGGUUCUAUUCAACUUCUUCGUGCAGCUGCCGCUGCAAACCAUGCUCAAGCCAUAGUUAUUACUUUACUGGAGGAAUAUGACAUAAUUUUUGGGGAAGGUUCUCUGUCGCCUAUAAUGUAUUCGGAUUCAGAAGAGAGUGGAAGUGAGAGUGAGGAGGCAAGUGAUGAUGAUAUGUCUUACGAUGAUGAAGAACAAGAUGAUGUCACUGGUUCUGAUGCAGAAACAGACGAUGGAGUUGAAUCAACUGGAACAUGCAGUGGGAGUGUUUACUCUGAGGAGCACGAUUUAUCUGGUGAUAAGGGUUCUGAAGUAUCAAGUGGUAGUCCGAAGAAUUCUGACGUUUCUAAGGUAAAUGGAAGGAAGCCAAAAUCGAGUUCCCCCAAAAAAAAAUUGCCUCAAGUUCGAAGCAAGAAGACCGUUCGAGGUAGAGGUAAUCCACCAAUCAAGGAUGAAAAGCCUUGUGAAGAAUAUGAAUCCGAAGAAGCAAAUAUGAUGCACAAGUUGGAUCCUUGUUCAUCUUCAAGCUUUGAUGGUUCUCCAAGUAAAAGUUCCCACACGUCAAGGCGUCUCACCGUUUGGGGACGCACGCCUGCAAAGAAGAACCUCUCCAUGGAAUCCAUGGAUCUUGAUUUUGACGAAGAGGUUGAAAUCCAGAAACUUGAAGCCACUAAAUAUGAACUGCAAAAUAAAAUUUUGGAGGAGGCCAAAGAAAAUUUUACUUUGCAAUCCAGUCUGGAAAACCAAAAGAAGUAUUUGCAUGAGCGUCGUAUAACUCUUGAGCAAGAAGUGGCAAGACUAAAGGGCCAGUUGCAAAAGGAGAGAGAUCUAAGGAUGGCUCUUGAAGUAGGACUUAAAAUUUCUCAAGGCCCCUUGCCGAGUUUACCUAAUAUUAGUGAAAAGACAAAGGCAGAUCUUGAAGAAAUAGAUCAAGCAGAGAAAGACAUUGCCAAUUUAAACAACAUGGUGGCUGACUUUGAAGGACAGCUCGAUAGGCUACGUCCUUCUUCUGAUUCACGUAAUGCCUCACAGAAUCAUCAAACAAAAUCGAAGGACAAGAAGAAGGAUGCUGGAGCUUUAGCCCUUUUACAUCCUGAACACUACAGAAAUAAGGAUAUCCUUUCAGGUCAAGCAGAAAAUGGCAACGAAAAGAAGACGGAAUCAUCAUCUUCCACAAGUAAACACUCCCCUCACAACCAGCAUCCAGAUCAUCAUGCCAUUGUCAGAUCAGUUGGGUUUCCGACCAUGGAGGCAUUAGCACCAAGGUCAACGGCUCUAACGAAUCUGAAGAGGGCUGCUGCAAGGGUUGAGGGUUCAAAUCUCACCUCUUCAGCACUGACGAAGCUGACUACCAGACUCAAUUUCUUGAAGGAGCGUCGCAGCCAGAUAGCUAAUGAACUCCAGAAUAUGGACCGGGGGCGAGUUUCAGGUCAAUCAUUAGAGAAUACGGAUAAGGGCAGAGGAGCUGAAGCAAAGCGCUCAGUCCAAAAUUCUGAUGUCACUCAAGGGUCGUCUAGUCAGGACUCGGAUAAGAGAGCAGGAACUGAUAGCAGCAGCAGCAGCCAGCCCCGAAACUGAGAUGCACACAAUAAAGGAACAAGAACAGAAGGCCAAAGCCAGAGCAGCAGUAAGUAUUAUGGAUAGAGGAAAAGAUCAGAGAAUCAUCUGGCCCUUGAGGACAAUAGCAGCAAAGCUUUGGCAACUUCAUGAGUGUUUUAAGAUAGAUAUCUUCGGAGCAGCGAGUUGUUAAUCAUGGCCUUCUGAACAUGGAGGGGAUGAAUGAUGAUAUUCAUUCUGAGGUUGCAAACAGUGAAAGUGAAGAAUCCUUCACUCUGAAUGAAAAUGGCACGAUGGAUGUACAGAUGAAACCAGUUUCUUGAUCAAAGCUGCUGAAUUAUUUGCCUUUUUGUUGGUUUCUGAUUCUUUUUCUCUCAGUGAAUAGCCCAAAGCUUGUAUAGGAAGGAUUGUUGCUAUGCUUUCAGCAUUGGUGAAAUUCCAUUUUAAAUUGAUUCUAAGUUUACUGUUUGAACUAUGCCCAAACAAAGAUUUCAAGAUAGAAGAACAAACCCCAUUUGAUCCUAAUUAAUUCAUUCAUUUACUGGAUAUGAUAUUUUUGGUUUAA